This is a messenger RNA of Caretta caretta (loggerhead turtle), 5036 nucleotides long. Its product is annotated as intercellular adhesion molecule 4. The record is from RefSeq and is a predicted model, not a curated record. Lineage: Eukaryota; Metazoa; Chordata; Testudines; Cheloniidae. Gene Ontology annotation, molecular function: integrin binding. Gene Ontology annotation, cellular component: plasma membrane. Gene Ontology annotation, biological process: cell-cell adhesion.
UCUAACGAGCGGGGAUCAGGAGGGACCUGUCCCCACAGGGUUCCCAUCACUGCCUCCUGCGGCCGGUCUGGCAGCGGGGGCUGGAGCAGCUGAGGCUGGGCUCUGCUGCAGACCAGACACUGGGCUAGACGGGCCCUGGGCUGAGCUGCCCUGCGCAUCAUCUCCCCAUUUCCAGCUGCAGCGGCUCAGUCCCCACCGCCCCGCCCCUCCUCGCAGCCCAGGGCGCCCCGGCAAGGCUCCCGUUGGCAUCAGUGGGCUUGGACCCGGCCCCACGGUGCCGAUGGAAAACCCAAGCCCAGCUCCCCCAGCUCCUGCUCUCUCUGUCCCUCUCUCCUCAGCUAUGAGACCCCAGUGGCUCCAGCAUCCCUCUCCCGGGGGCUGCCUGACGUGGCUGCUGCUUCUCCUGGUGCUGCCAGGGGCCGCGCGGGGCUCGUUCGAGGUGAGCGUUUUGCCGGCAGCUCCCGUGGUGGCGUACGGGGGGGCCGUCUGGAUAAACUGCAGCACCACGUGCCCGGAUCCUGAUGUCAGGGGCAGCCUGGAGACCUCGCUCACCAAAACCAACCAUAAAAAUGGACCUGGGUGGGUGGCCUUUCUCCUCAAAAAUAUCACGGAGUGGAUGUCGGCCUUUCAGUGCCAGUUCACCUGCCGUGGCCGUGUGAAGAUGGUGUUUGCAAACAUCUCCGCUUACCGGGCGCCGGAGCGGGUGGGGCUGGAGCGGCUCCCGGAGCUGGAGCUGGGCCGGGCCUAUAACCUGACGUGCCGGGUUCUGAACGUGGCGCCCGUCAGGCACCUCACCGUGACCCUCCGCCAGGGGGGACGGACCCUGCACACGGAGACCUUCCAGAACCGCACCAGGGCCGCGGCCGACGACGUCACGGUGACCCAGGAGAUCACCCCUCGGCGAUGGGACCACGGGCAGCAGGCCACCUGCCACGCAGCCCUGGACCUGAGACCACGUGGGCCACUCUUGCAAAGCAGCUCCUCCGCGGUGGAGCUCCAGGAGGCUGAGAGCCCCACGGCUAAAAUCAUCGCAAUCACGGCCAUCACCACCGUACUGGCCAUGCUGCUGGGAAUUCUGGCCUGGGGCCUGGCUCGGCGGGGCAGGACCCGGAGAGAGGCAGGGCCGGAGCCUGGGGAAGCAGCGCCAAGCUGGACGGAUUUCGAGAUGGCCCAGGCCAGCGCAGAAGAUGCCCCAGCCGAGGGAGGCAGCUUGAAUUCUGCUGAGGACGCUUCCCCAUAGAGCAGACGGCGGAGAUCAGCCAGGCAGUGGGCACGGAGCUCAGCCAGGCAGGUGCCAAGCGACGUCGCUCACACAGGAGAGCACCGAGACUGUGGGACGGGGGCCACGUGCUGCGCAGGGCAGGUCGCAUGCUUCUAGUUCAUGUUGCCAGGUGCUCCCCGGUUUCCCAUGUGCCUACCUUUGCCAGACUUCAACCUUUCAGGCUGAAAUGUGCCGGGCCAGGUCUGCUCCGGGCUGGGCUUUGUGUUGAAAGUCUCUGUAGAAAUGUUUGAAAGGGAGACUAGGCAGAAAUACAUCGCUUGGGCUGUGCUAAAAAACCUUCUUGCAGCUAUUCAGUGGAGAAGCGCUCGCCCUCGGGACGGACCUUGUGCUGUGGCUGUGAAAAACCACCCACGUCUGGCCUGGUUCGGAGCCGUCGCGCACACGCUUAGCAGGGCGCUGCGGGCUCAUGCGGCUCCUGUCACAGCCUCAACGGGCAGGCCAUGGGCAUUGGGGAUCUAACGCCUGGUGAGGAGCUGCAGGGGAUCCAGUGGCUCUGGGCAGUGGUGUUGGUUCAGGUGAAUUUCCCAUGUCUGGGGAGCGGCUCUGGCUGGCCGAGCAUGGGCGGCUGCUCUGGCAGAGGAUGGCACCUGGUAUGGCGCGUGGUGAGGAACGUCCCAGGGCACCGAGUCAGCAUGUCACCCAUUGUGGGGGAGAAAGGCUGGCGAAUGCCUGGAAGGGGCAUUGGGGAGAGCUGGCAUCACGGCGGCCCUGGAGCACCUGCCCUUCUGCCAGGACAGCUGUGGGUAGAGGGUGGCAUCCACCGGCGGACACUGGAGAGAACUCAGCUCGUUCCAUGCCAGGGCCAUAGCCAGGGCUCACACGGGAGGCAGCGUGGCCUAGUGGGUGCGGAGCUGGGCUGGGACUCGAGAGCCAUGGCAUAGUCCUGGCUUGGUCCCACGCCUGCUGGGGGACCUCAGGCAAGGCACGUCCCUGCCCACCCAUGGGCUGUUUAGCCUGGGAACUCUUUGGGGCAGGGGCUGUCUCGUCUCGCUCUGUGUCUGUAGAGGACCCUGGCAUGGAGCAGGGCUGGCAGCAUAUAGUCCCGUGCCAGGUGCUUUCCCGUGCCCCUUGGCUGUCUUCCCAGCUGAUCCAUUCAGUGAACUUCCUCCCUUGCUCCUCAUUGUCCAUAAGUCUGGGAAGGAACAGCCCAGCGCAGGCAGCCAAAGCAGAGCCCAGCCCUUCCCGUGGCUGAUUAGAGGUUCAGGGCUGAAGCCGGCUGCUCAGGGAGGGGGCGCAUCGUAGCUGAGCCUCUGGGGGGGACAAGCGAUGCAACCAUGUUGUCUGCAAACAUCAGGAAGAUGGAAACUCCAGGAACCUUCGCCAGACUCGCCCAAGGGACAGCGCUCCUGGCCUCAGCCAGACGGGAUCUGGGGACCAAGGCACACGCCCAGUGGUGCCAUGGACACUUCCCAGCUUAGGCUGCUCAGGGCCUGACUCCCAAGGGCCGGCACUGGGGCUGGCCAGAAACAAGAAUUCCAUUUCGCCAAAACUGUCACAGUUUCCAAAUUGUGCUUCCGUCUGCCCUGGCACGGCAAGGAGCCCGCACGAAAGCUGCAUGAACCAACACGAGAGAGAAUCAGACAGAGAAGUGUGUAGGGGGUGGACGGACAGACAGAGGGGCGCAUAGGGGGAUAGGCAGACAGACAGGUAUGUAGGGGGAAGGACGGACAGACAGGUGUAUAGGUAGAUGGAUGGUGUCAUGGAGUCCCCGGGCGAUGCUCUGGAACGGCUCCCCACAAAGCCAGGCAGGACUCUGGGGAGCCUCCUCUCUGGGAGCAGCCUGUCUGCAGGACACACAGCUCACCCGGAUCCACCUUCCUGGGUCUGACCUCGGAGCAUUCAGCCUCCUCUGCCCCUCCGUGCGCUUCCCCCAGCGAGUCUGCUCAGGCGGGGUCCUGGGGGGGCCAGAGGGUCCUGCCCCCCAACUCCGCAGUCAGACAUGACUCUCCGCCAGCCGGGGAAACAGGAGGUUUAUUAGACGACAGGGACAUGGUCUAACAGAGAGCUUGUAGGUGCAGAGAACAGGACCCCUCAGCUGGGUCCAUUUUGGGGGGCAGUGAGCCAGACAACCACGUCUGCCCUUCACUCCAUGUUUCCAGCCAGCCCCAAACUGAAACUCCCUCCAGCCCCCCCUCCUCUGGGCUUUGUCCCUUUCCCGGGCCAGGAGGUCACCGGAUUCCUUUGUUCUCCAACCUUUAGCUCUCACCUCGCAGGGGGGAAAUGCCCAGGCCAUCAGUGGCCAGGAAACAGGGUGUUGGCCAUUCUCUGUGUCCAGACCCCUGCACACACCUGCCCUCUAGGGAUCUGCAAUGAUCAUACACCCUUACCUCACCCCCUAGAUACUUAAGAACUGCAUAGGGGAAACUGAGGCACCCCCACACUAUUCAGAGGAAACAUUAAGAACAGUCCCACUUCGUCACAGAUGGACAGUCAUGCAGAGGGACAGACAGAUAGAGAGGGGGAUGGACAGACAGUCCAGUGCAUAGGGGGAUGGGUGGACAGAGGGGAGCGUAGGGGGAUGGAUAGAGAGUUCUUUGAGGUGGUCAAUAAACAUGUGGACAAGGGGGAUCCAAUGGACAUAGUAUACUUAGAUUUCCAGAACGCCUUUGACAAGGUCCCUCACCAAAGGCUCUUAGGUAAAUUAAGUUGUCAUGGGAUAAGAUGGAAGAUCCUGUCAUGGAUUGAGAACUGGUUAAAGAACAGGGAACAAAGGGUAGGAAUAAACGGUAAAUUUUCAGAAUGGAGAGGGGUAACUAGUGGUGUUCCCCAAGGGCCAGUCCUAGGACCAAUCCUAUUCAACCUAUUCAUAAAUGAUCUGGAGAAAGGGGUAAACAGCGAGGUGGCAAAGUUUGCAGAUGAUACUAAACUGCUCAAGAUAGUUAAGACCAAAGCAGACUGUGAAGAACUUCAAAAAGAUCUCACAAAACUAAAAAAAGCAGGACUUGUGGCACCUUAGAGACUAACAAAUUUAUUUGAGCAUAAGCUUCCACUGAAUGCAUCCGAUGAAGUGAGCUGUAGCCCACGAAAGCUUAUGCUCAAAUAAAUUUGUUACUCUCUAAAGUGCCACAAGUCCUCCUUUUCUUUUUGCGGAUACAGACUCACAUGGCUGCUCCUCUGAAACCUGUCACAAAACUAAGUGACUGGGCAACAACAUGGCAAAUGAAAUUUAAUGUGGAUAAAUGUCAAGUAACGCACACUGGAAAAAAUAACCCCAAUUAUACAUACAAUGUGAUGGGGGCUAAUUUAGCUACAACUAAUCAGGAGAAGGAUCUUGGAGUCAUCAUGGAUAGUUCUCUGAAGACGUCCAUGCAGUGUGCAGAAGCAGUCAAAAAAGCAAACAGGAUGUUAGGAAUCAUUAAAAAAGGGAUAGAGAAUAAGACAGAGAAUAUCUUAUUGCCUUUGUAUAAAUCCAUGGAACACCCACAUCUUGAAUACUGCGUACAGAUGUGGUCCCCUCGUCUCAGAAAAGAUAGACUGGCAUUAGAAAAGGUUCAGAAAAGGGCAACUAAAAUGAUUCGGGGUUUGGAACGGGUCCCAUAUGAGGAGAGAUUAAAGAGGCUAGGACUUUUCAGCUUGGAAAAGAGGAGACUAAGGGGGGUAUGAUAGAGGUCUAUAAAAUCAUGAGUGGCAUGGAGAAAGUGAAUAAGGAAAAGUUAUUUACUUGUUCCCAUAAUAUAAGAACUAGGGGCCACCAAAUGAAAUUAAUGGGCAGCAGGUUUAAAACAAAUAAAAGGAUGUUCUUCUUCACUCAGCA